Molecule: messenger RNA, 1838 nt
Organism: Cygnus atratus (black swan)
Lineage: Eukaryota; Metazoa; Chordata; Aves; Anseriformes; Anatidae
Gene: KYAT1
Product: kynurenine aminotransferase 1
Exons: 15
Coding region: 319-1596 (425 amino acids)
Biological process (GO): biosynthetic process
Cellular component (GO): mitochondrion; cytoplasm
Molecular function (GO): L-kynurenine:2-oxoglutarate transaminase activity; pyridoxal phosphate binding
Source: RefSeq, a predicted model, not a curated record
GGUACAUGGAGAGACCGGCAUGUGUGUGAGGGCAGCCUGGGUGGUCGUGCCGGACUUUUGCAGCGUAAUGCAGCGUGUCCCAGCUUGACGUCCGUGCCCACAAGAGUGAGACAGCAGGAGCCGUGGCAUGCUCAGGAGAGCAGGACCAUCUCUGCGUCACUUCUUGCUGGAGAGGAAUUGCGGCGCUGGAUAUAGCUCCUGCUCCAGCGAGAAAUGAAACAUCUUCCUCUGCCACCUCUCAUCUGUCUGAUCUCUCCUAAAAAGUGCGUGAAUCUUCUUCCAGAAGCUGCUGUGUCAGCAUUGAAGCACUGAGGCAAAAUGUCAAGGCCAGUGCAAGCUCGGAGGCUGGAGGGAGUCGAUAAGAAUAUCUGGGUGGAAUUUGUAAAACUGGCUGCCACCUACUCCACGGUGAACCUGGGCCAGGGCUUCCCCGACUUCCCCCCACCGGACUUUUUGAAGGAAGCGUUCACCAGAGCCUUCAGCGGGGAGAAGCACAUGCUGCACCAGUACACCCGUGCCUUCGGCCACCCGCCUCUGGUGAAGAUCCUAGCCCAGCUUUUUGGGAAGCUGCUCGGACGAGAGCUGGAUCCUAUGACCAAUGUGAUGGUGACCGUAGGGGCAUACCAGGCCCUCUUCUGCUGCUUCCAGGCUUUCGUCGAUGAAGGCGAUGAGGUGAUAAUCAUUGAGCCCUUCUUCGACUGCUAUGAGCCGAUGGUGAAAAUGGCUGGUGGGACACCCGUGUUCAUCCCGCUGAGACCGAAAGCUCCAAAAGAUGGAAAAUUAAUGUCUAGUGCGGACUGGCAGCUGGACCCCGCUGAACUGGCUUCUAAAUUCAGCGAACGGACAAAAGCCAUUGUCCUGAACUCACCCAACAACCCUCUGGGCAAGGUGUUCAGCCGAGAGGAGCUGGAGCUCAUUGCAGACCUGUGCGUGAAGCACGACGCCCUGUGCAUCAGCGAUGAAGUGUACGAGUGGCUGGUCUACGACGGGAAGGAGCACGUCCGCAUCGCCAGCUUGCGAGGGAUGUGGGACCGCACGGUGAGCAUCGGGAGCGCUGGGAAAACCUUCAGUGUCACUGGAUGGAAGGUGGGCUGGACCGUGGGACCCAACCGGCUGCUGCAGCACCUGCGCACCAUGCACCAGAACUCGGUGUACCACUGCGCCACGGCCGCACAGGAAGUCGUGGCUCAGGGUUUCCAGAGGGAGUUUGAGCGCUACGGGAAGCCAGACAGCUACUUUGUCCAGCUGCCCAAGGAGAUGCAGCAGAAGCGAGACCAGCUGGUCCAGAGCCUGGUCGCGGUGGGGAUGAAACCCAUCAUCCCCGAGGGCACCUACUUCUUGGUGGCGGACAUCUCCGAGUUCAAAUCCGAUGUCCCUGAUGUCCCCAACUCUGACGAGCCCUACGACUCCAGAUUUGCAAAGUGGAUGGUGAAGAACAAGGGACUCGCGGCCAUCCCGCUCUCCGCUUUCUACUGCGGGCCCCACAAGAACAACUACAACUCCUUCAUCCGGUUCUGCUUCGCAAAGGAGGAAGCCACGCUGAAGGCAGCAGAUGACAUAUUGCAAAAAUGGAAACUGGAGAAAACUACUCCCUGAAGGCACUGGGGAGGGAACCAGGCUCUCCUUGGUCGUCACCCGCCACGAUCGCUCUUCUUCUUCCUUUGCUUGGCUACAAACUAUGCUACGUCCUUAUUUUUGUGCCUUCAACCACAUUUUUUGUCAAACGGGUAAGAGGUUUGCCAGGCCCAUGGUUUAAGGGGCUUUUCUGUCACUGUGAAAUGAGUGCACUGUUUCUUGCAAGAAGCGAGCCUUCUGGUGUGGCUCAGCGUUCAGUAUUA